GACACAUCCUGGUCCAUCCUAAGCUUUCUUGGGAACAAGAGAGAUGGCAUCACUAUCCUCAAUCAACACCCUCAUUCUAUUGUCCAUCCACCUCCUAGUCUUCCUGAGCAGCCCCUUGACCACCACCUGCAUCAAAACACCCCAAGAAACAGAGCAGCAGCAGCAGCAGCAGCAGCAGAAGCAGGCACUCCCACCGGAAGGGGAAGGGGUAGUAUCUCAGGACUCAGAAUCAGACAGGGUCAUAAAUCUCCCAGGGCAGCCUUCAGCCCCCUCCAUCUCUCACUUCUCAGGCUAUAUCACAGUAAAUGAGGCCCAUGGGAGGGCCCUCUUCUACUGGUUCUUUGAGGCCCAGUCUCAACCUUCACAGAGACCUCUUCUUCUCUGGUUCAAUGGAGGGCCUGGUUGUUCAUCGGUCGGGUACGGCGCUGCCGUCGAAUUGGGGCCCCUCAGAGUAGACACCAACGGGACUGGCCUUCUCUACAACAAACAUGCUUGGAAUCAAGAAGCGAAUCUGCUGUUCGUGGAGUCGCCAGUUGGAGUCGGGUUCUCUUACACCGACACAUCUUCUGAUCUGUCCAUGCUGGAUGAUGCCUUUGUUGCUGAAGAUGCAUACAGCUUCUUAGUGAAUUGGCUUCAAAAGUUCCCACAGUUCAAGACCCAUGAUUGCUUCCUUGCUGGAGAAAGCUAUGCAGGUCACUAUGUUCCUCAGCUAGCUGAGCUGAUCUACGACAGGAACAAAGACACGGCUAAGUACACACCAAUCAACCUUAAAGGCUUCAUUGUAGGGAAUCCAGAAACGAAUGACUACUAUGACUACAAGGCCGUGCUCGAGUAUGCAUGGAGCCACGCUGUGAUCUCGGACCAACUCUACCACAAAUGCAAGCGAGCCUGCAAUUUCACAGUCUCCGACUGGUCUGACGAGUGCAACGAGGGCAUGAACACCGUGUUCACGACCUACCAGCAAGAGAUCGACAUCUACAACAUCUACGCCCCGACAUGUCUCCUCAACUCCUCCUCAGCAUCUUCUUCUCUGUCUCACAGAAGUGAAAGCCACUUCGAGCCGCUCACCAAGGUGAAUGGAUACAGUUCGAGGACGAUGAGAAUCCCAGGAGGGUAUGAUCCAUGUUUCACUCAGUAUGCAGAGAUGUACCUCAACAGACAAGACGUUCAAUCUUCUCUCCACGUGAGGACAGUCAACUCCAACACCAUCAGCUGGAAGGCGUGCAAUCAAUCCUUGGGAAAUACGUAUAGCUACUCGGUCUUCUCAGUACUGCCAAUCUACACCAAGCUCAUCAAGGGUGGGCUCAAGAUAUGGGUGUACAGCGGCGACACGGAUGGGAGAGUGCCGGUGAUCGGGUCGAGAUACUGCGUAGAAGCUCUCGGGCUGUCUAUUAAAUCGCCCUGGCGCUCGUGGUACCAUGAUCAUCAGGUUGCGGGGAGGAUGGUGGAAUAUGAGGGAGGAUUGGCAUUAGUAACAGUAAGAGGUGCUGGUCACUUGGUGCCUCUGGACAAGCCCAGUGAGGCCCUUGCUCUCCUUCACUCUUUCUUGACCGGUCAAGAUCUCCGCAGGCAGAGAUAAAAAAAUUUAUUCUUUUUAUCCUGCUAUUUUUCAUUUUCCCUGUGGGACAGAGUUAAAAAAAUAAAAUAAAAUGUGUCUGAUUUUCAUAUAUUUUGAAAGGAAGUGAUGGUAAUUUCUACUUUUGCAUUGA
This is a messenger RNA of Eucalyptus grandis, 1709 nucleotides long. RefSeq names its product serine carboxypeptidase-like 33. The transcript has 10 exons. Lineage: Eukaryota; Viridiplantae; Streptophyta; Magnoliopsida; Myrtales; Myrtaceae. Gene Ontology annotation, biological process: proteolysis. Gene Ontology annotation, molecular function: serine-type carboxypeptidase activity. The record is from RefSeq and is a predicted model, not a curated record. Bases 44 to 1579 code for a protein of 511 amino acids. Gene Ontology annotation, cellular component: vacuole.